Molecule: messenger RNA, 1134 nt
Organism: Seminavis robusta
Lineage: Eukaryota; Bacillariophyta; Bacillariophyceae; Naviculales; Naviculaceae
Source: the annotation of a GenBank genome assembly
AUGGCAGCCUUUUUCUUUCGAGCAAGAUUGCUACCGCUAAUGGUCGCGCUCUGUUUCUUGGCGGCCCACGGAUUCUCUCCUACUACAUGUAAUAGGUCACCCCCACGACGAGUCACUGCCCUGUCGUCGGCCACCACCACGGAUUCGACCUCCGUAGGAGUUGGACCAAGACUUGCCAUUCGAGAAGAUUUUCCUGGUUGUCAACGAAUUCAUUCGGAUCCCGACAUUUUUGUCAUUUCCGGCUUUUUAGAUCCUGCGUCUUGUCAAGAUUUGAUUCGGCGUGCUAACGACAAGGGACUCCAACAAUCCCCCGUGGCAUAUGCCGGAUGGACGCAAGAUUUCAAGGACCUCGUCGAAUUGGCCGCCAAGGGUCCCGUCACUUGGUUGGCCAUUGGAGUGGGGUGGUGGCAGACCAAAGAUGACCCCACGGCCGGUCAGGUGGAACUCAUUGGACACAUGGUACAGAAUUUCGUACUAUUCAUGGGAUUGGCCAUUGCAGGAAUUGGACUCUUUACCAAAUCACGGGCCGAUCAAUUGCAAGACCUGAGAACUAGUACCUCCACCACCUUGGAUGAUCUGAAUUCUACAAGCAAGCAAGAAACACAAGGACCGUUGCAAUUUGUACGCCGCACUGCCGAAUUAUUCACUCCUGGAAGCAGCAGUAGUGAUUCUUUGAAACGACAACAACAGCAGGACGAGGCAGCCCUUUUUGAAGCGCCAACUGUCAUUCGAUACGAAUCAAGACAAGUACUAGCGCCACAUUACGAUGCCAAUCGGUCGGCCGCCACGGAAGAUGCCAAUCGAGGAGGACAAACUCUCGCCACCUUAUUGGUCUACUUGAACGAUGUCGCCGAAGGAGGGUUGACUCGUUUUGGAAAACUAGACACCGCAUCUCCAAACACCCAAUUGGAUUAUGCCCAAGUGGAUGAAAGCCAAGAAAAGCUCUGCAUUCGACCCAAAAUGGGGGAUGCCUUGCUCUUUUUCCCAGCGGAUGUCAGUGGAAAAUUUGACGAACGAACCGAACAUGAAGGUUGUCCGGCUGUGGAUGAAAAAUACAUUGCCCGGAUUUGGAGACAUCAGAAUAGGGUUCCACCUCCGUUUGGUCUGGCACAGGAUGAACUCUUGAGGGUAUAG